AUGAGGUGCAACAACACAGACGGGAUGCCUCGAGGAGACUUCAACAUCUACUUUGCCAGCAGUCGACGUGGAUUUGCCAGAGCUGAAGAGGCAGUCGGUGUUGUGCUGCUGGUCAUCAUCCUGGCUGCUCUCAUCCUGCUGGGUUGCUGGUACUUUAAAAGGAGAGGUGGCUAUAAAAAAAUUAGGAGUCCCAGAGCUGGAUCACCAACUUACAUGGGAGGCCAGUACACUGAGGCUGGAGCUUCUGCGGAAAACAAGAUGUCGCUUACGGACUUUGGCAGCCUGCGAUCUGUUAUGCCGAACGCUCCUCCAGCCUAUGAAAAGAUCUCCUCGGGCCCACUGCCUCCUCCUUAUUCACCUUAG
Molecule: messenger RNA, 363 nt
Organism: Nerophis lumbriciformis (worm pipefish)
Lineage: Eukaryota; Metazoa; Chordata; Actinopteri; Syngnathiformes; Syngnathidae
Source: RefSeq, a predicted model, not a curated record